GCUCUGUCUGUUAAGCGGCUGCAAUCCGCGCGCGGGGGGGACCACGGCGCGCGCGACGCGUCCCGGCUCUGGCGCCAUUUGGUUGAAACAAAAGCCGGCCAUGGGGCGCGUGCCCAAGCGGGCGCGGGUUAGGGUGUGAGCGGUCGCAGUGUGCGCGUAGUUUUUGGCGGCACAGAAGGCACGCAAACCCAGGGCAAAACAGAUGGCCGCAGCUGGCACGUACCACGAGAAGGCGGCGGCCUGGGCCGAAGUGGAGCAGCUCAGCAGCCGGGUGCCGUCCGAUGACGAGGGGCCGAAGGCGCACAACCACACGCACGCAGUCGCUUGGCCGUGAUGGGAGACGGAAGAAGGAGCAAGCUCGGGCGCCGGGGGAGGGGAAGGAAGCGAGGAACCCGAGAAGGGCCCGGGCCCGCCCUCCUGCGACCGUAUUGCGUUGGCGCUCGCGGUUGGGGCCUGCCAGGUCGGCCCGGGGCCCUUGCUGGCAGGCGCCUGCCGCGCAUGGUAGUGGCGCCGCGGCCCACGAGCCCCCGGAAGCGGGAGGCCCGGCCCGCUUGGAUAGGAUGGCGUGGGGCGCCCGCCCGCGUUCGUAGGGCCUUCCUUCAGUCUAUGCAGUGCUU
Molecule: messenger RNA, 617 nt
Organism: Amoebophrya sp. A120
Lineage: Eukaryota; Dinophyceae; Syndiniales; Amoebophryaceae
Source: the annotation of a GenBank genome assembly